UUUCCUGUCAAAAAGGUCACUUUAGACGUGUCGUGUGCAUUUGAGCAAUAACAGCGGAAAAGUUUUUUUCUUUCUUUGUCUCGUCUUGCAAGUAAUUCACUUCAUUUAACUUGUUUAGUCGUUUGCGCUCUCUGUACGCGCUGCUGGUUUGCUAUUGUGCUCUGCAAAUAUUAUUUUUUUUUUAAUUUCCAUCGAAGCAAAUGAAAAAUAAAUUGAAGCGAUACUGAUACAUGUACAAAAUAGUUUAAAAGUGCACGUAAUCAAACACUCUAUUGUUCAAAUUGGUUUAUAAUUUUUCGGGCGUUUAAAUAGGCAGUUUUGUUUGUUUUAAAAAGCUUAUAAGAACACCGAUUUCGAUAUAAAAAAAAGGAAGCGAAAACCAUCAAAUAUGUCAAUUGAAAUGCAAAAGAGUCCUUUAACCGAUUUAUUGACCGAAAAUGGUUUAAUUGUAAUCGAUGGUGGAAUGGGAAGUGAGCUUGAAGUGCGAGGAUGUACGCUAAAUGAUAAAUUAUGGUCGGCAAAAGUGCUUGUUGAAAAUCCCGACUUAAUCUAUCAAGUGCAUUUGGAUUAUUUUCGUGUUGGUGCCGAUCUAGCGAUAACUUCCAGCUAUCAAGCGUCAGUGGAUGGUUUUGCACGGCGUGGCAUUGAUAAAACACAAGCAUUGGCAUUGAUUUCAAAGAGUGUUACAUUGGCAAAGCAAGCGCGUACCGAUUAUUUAAAUGAAAUAAAAUGUUCAAAAAAAUUAUUGAUUGCCGGUUCGGUUGGUCCAUAUGCCACACUCUUGGCCGAUGGUUCUGAAUACCGUGGCGACUAUCAAGUGUCACACACCGAAUAUGCUGCAUUUCAUCGGCCACGUGUACAGGCAUUGGUUGAUGCGGACAUUGAUUUUUUAUGCUUUGAAACGAUACCAACGAUAUCGGAGGUCGAAUCACAAUUACUACUCUUAGCCGAAUUUCCAACGAUGACCGCAUAUUUUUCAUUUAGUUUACGUGAUUCGGAGCAUAUAUGCGAUGGUACACCAUUAUCAACUGUUGUCAAAAUGGUAAAUGCACAGCCACAAGUUGUGGCGAUUGGAGUGAAUUGCAUUGCAUUGGAAAAUGUAAGCGCAGCACUGACCACACUCAAAUUUUUAACCGAUAAACCAUUGUUGGUUUAUCCAAAUUCCGGUGAGAAAUACGAUCCAGUUACAAAAACUUGGCUUAGCAAAACCAAUACACAGUCAUUGGUCGAUUAUAUUGAUGAAUGGAUUGCAUUGGGUGCUAAAAUGAUUGGCGGAUGUUGCCGAACGGGCCCACAGGAUAUCGCACAAAUUGCCGAUAAAUUGAAGAUUGAAAGCAAUUGAGGCAACACCAAACCAAUUUACAUAGCUACAGAGUGACAGCCAAUUUUCAAGUGGCCAAUUGAUUGCACCGUCUCGCACAACGCUCUCUCUCUCUCUCUAAUUUAAUGUAUAACAUUUUUCUACACUCAAUUUCUAUUCACAACAACAACAACAACAACGGCAACAACAAAAUCCCGAAAAAACUUAUCAAUCUAAGACAGAAAUACAAGCAAGAUUCUUUUAAAAACAAAUAUACACAUCACAUAUAAAUACGACGUAAAUAUUAAAAUAUCAAAGCUAUAAUUGUACAUUGAGCUAAAAAUACAUAUAUAUAUUUUAUACAUUCAGUUUACGCUAAUAUA
This is a messenger RNA of Contarinia nasturtii (swede midge), 1683 nucleotides long. RefSeq names its product homocysteine S-methyltransferase-like. NCBI's taxonomy places the organism in Eukaryota, Metazoa, Arthropoda, Insecta, Diptera, Cecidomyiidae. The coding region runs from base 389 to 1342 and encodes 317 amino acids. The transcript has 3 exons. Gene Ontology annotation, biological process: S-methylmethionine cycle. Gene Ontology annotation, molecular function: S-adenosylmethionine-homocysteine S-methyltransferase activity; zinc ion binding. The record is from RefSeq and is a predicted model, not a curated record.